CGCGGCGUGUGCGCGAGCGAGCGCGCGCCCCGCCGCAGCUCAGAGCAACGGGCUCCCCGGGCCCGGGUCUCGCGCGGGAAGCGCCCCUGGCGGCGGUCGGCGUUGGCCCCAUGUCAGGGCCUCCGGCUUUCUAGGUCAAGCACCGGGCCGGGCAUCUGCUCGUGCCACGUCUGUAUAGCCACGUUCCGGCCACCUGCCGCCUCUCCCGUGCCGACGCCUGAUCCGGGCCGUUUGCCGGCUUGGCUCUUAGUGAAACAAAGUUUGGGGCUUCCCCCUGCUCUGUGUCUUAGCAGCUGCACCCAUAAGAAACAGGAGAGGGUUUCUGUUUUGCAUUCUUGUUUCCUAAUUCCGGUGCUUCAGGGCAUUGACGUCCAGACAGCAGAAUGGAGACCAAAUGGUGCAGCUCAUCUCUAUGGUGCUCAAAGUCAGCCUUGUACACCUUCCUGCUAGGAGGAGCAUUUGUUACCUUGGGCUCAAGUCGUAUUCUCCUGAUGAAGUAUUCCGCCAACGAAGAUAAUAAAUACGAUUACCUUCCGGCAACUGUGAAUGUGUGCUCUGAACUAGUUAAAUUGGUGCUAUGUAUGACAAUGGCACUCUGGAUAACAACAAAAGAGGGACGUUCAUAUAGUGACUUUGGAUGCACCUCCUGGAGGGAGUUUUGUAACUACAUGAAGUGGUCAAUUCCGGCCUUCCUGUACUUUUUGGAUAACCUGAUUGUUUUCUAUGUAUUGUCCAACCUCCAACCAGCCAUGGCUGUAUUGUUCUCAAAUUUUAUCAUUAUAACAACAGCGCUCCUAUUCAGGAUAGUGCUAAAACGGCAGCUCUCCUGGGUGCAAUGGGCAUCUCUACUGAUUUUGUUCCUAUCCAUCAUAGCCCUGACUGCAGGGACCGGAAGCAAUCAGCACAGCUUGGUCACACACGGAUUUCAUCAUGACAUGUUUUUCAGCUCAUCUAAUCACUGCCUUCAGUACACCAGGCCAGAGGAAGAGUGCUCGGGAGGAGACAACUGUACGGUAACCGGGUUCUUUUCCAGCUUCAGGUGGAAUGUCACUGCUACCACUGCAGGAGCACUGAAACCUCUCCGCCUCGGCUUGGGCCAUCUGCUGAUAAUAGUGCAGUGUUUCAUCUCUGCUUUGGCCAACAUCUAUAAUGAAAAGAUCCUGAAGGAAGGGGACCAGCUCAAUGAAAGUAUCUUCGUGCAGAAUAGCAAGCUGUACGUCUUCGGGGUGCUGUUCAAUGGGCUGGUGCUGGGCUUGCGCUCUGAGAACCAUUGGCAGAUAGAGUACUGUGGCUUCUUUCAUGGUCACAAUGUGUUCUCUGUAGCUCUCAUUUUUGUCACUGCCUUCCUGGGGCUGUCUGUGGCCUUCAUCCUGAAGUUCCGAGACAACAUGUUCCACGUCCUGACUGCGCAGAUCACCACUGUGAUCAUCACCAUUGUGUCCAUUGUCAUCUUUGACUUUAAGCCUUCUCUGGACUUCUUCUUGGAAGCACCUGUGGUGCUUCUGUCCAUAUUUAUCUACAAUGCCAGCAAACAUCAAGGCCUGGAAUAUGCCACUCAGCAGGAGAGGAACAAACUCCUUGGUGAGAUCUGGGAGCGAUCCAGCGGGGAUGGAGAGGAACUUGAGAGACUGACGAAAGCAAACAGUGACAUUGAUACAGAUGAAGAUGCCUUCUAGCAUGAGCUUGUGCAACUGAGUGCUGGGUAUUCUCCAAGAGAACAGUGUUGGUAUCAUUUUAAAAUAUGGGAUAGUCUCUUUUUUCUGAGUGCAACAGUUAAAACUGUUUGGAUGGCUUUGUGAUUCCAGAGGAUUUGUAUUGUGUUUUUAAGUUGUGCAAAUAAAACACAGCUCCAAGAUCAGAAUAGGGUAUGUCCAGGUUUGGGGCUGGGAUGUCAGAUGAGAAAAAAAAAUGAGUAAAGCCCAUUGGAUUUCAGAAGUUGACAAGGAAAACUAGAGAAUUAUCAGUUUGAGCCUUAUAUAUUAAGGAUCUUUUUCUCUUCUCAUACUAGUGUAAAUCAGCAGUUAAUUCCAGUGCAGUCAAUGAUAAACUGAUAAUAAAAGUAAUAUUAGAGGAAGGUUUUGUCCUAGCUUAAUGAUCUGGGUCAUAUGGGUGCUGUAUUACGUAUAGUAAUCCAGAACACUUGAUGUCCUCAAUUGUACAUGUUUGUCUACCAUACGCUAGGGUUGUAUGGGGAUAAUAAUAUUUCUCACUGGUGAAGGGCCUGAUCCUGUAAACCUCAAAUCGAUGAUCCUGACUCAGUAGAGAAUAGUCCCAUUGAAUGGGCCCCUAACAUUUGUAAAGUGCUUUAAAGAUAUGAAGUGUUAUAUAAGUGCUAGGUAUUCUUAUUUCCAGGGAUACAUGUUCAUUGGUAUAUGCACCCUUCUGCAGUUUGAUUGAGGGAUGAUUCCACAGCUGUUGAAUGAAUUUCCUCAUUUCUGCAGUGAUUUGCUGGUGCUGCUGCUCCUGUGUGUCCUGUGGAACAUUACACCCAGUUAUAAAUACGUUCUGUUUUUUGGCAACGUGAUUAGUGUUGCACAGUGGCAGAGAAGCUUUCCUGAUAUUCAGAAAUACAAGCUUUUAAAUAAGCAGAGGAUUCAUAUACUUUCCUUUGGUGAAGUAAUUUCAUUCGUACUCUACCUGGAAUUGCAGUUUGCCCAUCACAAGACACCAGGGAUUUUCAUUCCAGUUCACUAUAAAAGUAAGUUUCAGAGUAGCAGCCAUGUUAGUCUGUAUCCGCAAAAAGAAAAGGAGUACUUGUGGCACCUUAGAGAUUAACAAAUUUAUUUAAGCAUAAGCUUUCAUGAGCUACAGCUCACUGCAUCGGAUGCAUCCCAUGAAGUGAGCUGUAGCUCACGAAAGGUUAUGCUCAGAUAAAUUUGUUAGUCUCUAAGGUGCCACAAGUAUUCCUUUUCUUUUUACUAUAAAAGUAGUUACAGUGAAUUUGGACAUAAAGUAAGUGCAUUUCACCAUAUCUGUAAAUAUAGAGUUUUAAAUUUAAAAAGAUAAACUUGGCCCCAAAUUUAGAAUUUUUGUAAAAACAAGCUUUAAAAAAUCAAAACCCUAAGAAAUAUUUCCAUAGUCUUUAAAAAAAAAAAAAAAAAAUCAGAUGAAUAGGUUCUGUUUAGACCAACAUUUUUCUGCAUUGUUUGCAGCCCACAUGCUAUAAAACUGCGCUAGUGUGUGGGAUGGUCUAGAUAAUACUUAGUCAUGCCUCAGUGUAGGGGCUGGACCAGGUGAUCUAUUGAAGUUCCGUACAUUUCAAUGAUUCUAUGACCCUGAGAGUGAAAUUGACUAGAAACCGUAGGGUAAUCGAAAGCCUACUAUCAUUGUCCAAGCUGAGAGAAAUGGUGAAAAGUCUGUUCAGUUUGGAAAAUGUUUUAUUCCAUGCAGCAUGAUCUGGCAGACUCAGCAACUCCUGAGUCUAAUCCCUUUUCUUCCACUUCCUCAGCUAGUCACCUUGCCUCAGCCAUUUCAGCUUCCUCCCUGAGUUUCCCCAUUUGUAAUAGAGAUAAUACUGUUACCUACCUCAUAGAUGUGUUCUGAGGAUUAAUUAUCGAAUGUUUGUGCAGCCCUUUGAACAGUAAAAAACUAUACAGACGCUUCAAUGUGUUUCAGUAAUCUAAGCUAUUACUAAGAAGAUAAGAACACUUGUGUUUUGUUUUUUAAAUAUAAGGCUAGAUUCACUCCUAUGUUUCAGCUGCUUUUUGACACUGGCCAUAAAAAGCACCUGUAAACCCAGCUUAAUCAGAGAGCCCCUUUGAAUUUGGCUCACCAUUUUUAACCUGACAGUAUCCUUUCAAACAUACCAUUUGCGUUAGGGAUGUGUUCCCUAUUACAGGUGCAGCUCUUGAAUGUGAAUAAAGAAUAUGUGGCUUGACCAUGGUCCAGAUUCUGACUUUACCCCAGUUUUAUGCCUAUGUAACUAUUGGCUUCAGUGGAGUUUCUCCUUAUGUAUGCUGGUGUAACUGAGAGCAGAAUAAGGCUUGUUGAUUUCAGCAACUCACGAUUAUAUUGCAUUUUGUGUGAGACUGCUGUUUUCAUAUGUACUGGUGCCUAUGGUAUAUGACUGCUUUGUAAAUAGGUGUUGUUUUAUAUGUAAUUUAUUAUGUCUAAUUUGUAAAACAAGCCUGAAUAAACUAAAGUUCAUUAUGAAA
This is a messenger RNA of Dermochelys coriacea (leatherback sea turtle), 4154 nucleotides long. It is a transcript of the gene SLC35A5, whose product is annotated as solute carrier family 35 member A5. Gene Ontology annotation, cellular component: Golgi membrane. The coding region runs from base 384 to 1676 and encodes 430 amino acids. The record is from RefSeq and is a predicted model, not a curated record. Gene Ontology annotation, molecular function: pyrimidine nucleotide-sugar transmembrane transporter activity. Gene Ontology annotation, biological process: pyrimidine nucleotide-sugar transmembrane transport. The transcript has 7 exons. Lineage: Eukaryota; Metazoa; Chordata; Testudines; Dermochelyidae.